Molecule: messenger RNA, 1413 nt
Organism: Maudiozyma barnettii
Lineage: Eukaryota; Fungi; Ascomycota; Saccharomycetes; Saccharomycetales; Saccharomycetaceae
Gene: HRB1
Product: mRNA-binding protein
Exons: 2
Coding region: 1-1413 (470 amino acids)
Cellular component (GO): cytosol
Molecular function (GO): mRNA binding
Source: RefSeq, a predicted model, not a curated record
AUGUCAGGUACAGAGAGAGAUUCCGAAUACAAUAACAGAGGUAGAUCAAGAUCACCUGUACGUCGUCAUAAUCACAAUGACAACUACGAUAACAAUGAUUCCAACAAUAACGACAACAGAAACUCAUAUGGUGGUGAUAGAAGGAAUAACAAUAAUAAUAAUGGCGGUGGUAGAAGAAGAAGACAAGAUAAUAACGACUCAUAUCGUGGUUCGAGAUAUAAUAAUGGAAACGAAAGUCGUGGAAGAUUUAAUGAUAACGAAAACAGAAAUAAUAACAGUAAUAGUAGAUAUGGAGGCCGUGAUGAUUAUGGUAGAGGCCGUUCCAAUUCAGGUUAUGAAAACGAUAGAAGAAAUAGUAGAUUCACACAGAAAGGUGACUAUGGCCCAGUACUAGCUAGAGAAUUAGAUAGUACGUACGACGAAAAAGUGAACAGAAACUAUGCUAAUAGUAUCUUUGUUGGGAAUCUAACUUAUGAUUGUACCCCUGACGACUUGAGAGAUUUUUUCUCUUCUGUGGGGGAAGUUGUUCGUGCUGAUAUCAUUACUUCAAGAGGUCAUCAUAGAGGAAUGGGUACUGUGGAAUAUACUAAUCCACAGGAUGUCGAUGAAGCAAUUCGGAAGUUCGAUAGCUCGGAAUUUAUGAAUCGUCCAAUCUUUGUAAGACAAGAUAAUCCACCACCAGAAAGUAAUCGUGAUCGUAACGGUGGAAGAAAUAAUCAACAAAGAAGACAACCAGAAGAAAGAUCUCAAUACCAACAACAACAACAACAAAAUCCAAGACAAAGGCAAAGAUUACCAUCAUUUGAAGUCAUCAUUAAUAAUUUACCUCGUUCAAUAAACUGGCAAGCCCUAAAGGAUAUGUUUAAAGAAUGUGGUAAUGUCACAAGAGCUGAUGUAGAGUUGGAUAGUAACGGUUAUUCUACUGGUGUAGGUAAAGUUAUUCUAACGAAACAAGCAGAUUUAGACGAUGCAAUUAAACGUUAUAAUGGUUACCAAAUUGAAGGUAGUGUUCUAAGUGUUGUGCCAGGUAGAGCAUCUGGUCCUGUAUCUGAAAUUCACAACAGAUAUGAUAAUACUACUACUACCACCGCCACUACCAAUGGUAAUAGUAACAAUCAUACAUCAGCGUCAUCAUUUAGCGCUGAUGGAUACGAAGCAAACGGUCCACGUAGUAACUUUAUCUUCUGUAGCAACUUACCGGAAUCUACAGACAGAAAGGAUUUAUAUGAUUUAUUUGAAACUAUGGGUAAGUUGACUAACGCCGAGUUGAAGAGAGGUGCUAAUAAUGAACCUACAGGGAUUGCUGUUGUGGAAUAUGAAAACAUCGAUGAUGCAGAUGUUUGCGUAGAAAGAUUAGAUAAAUACAAUUAUGGUGGCUGUGACUUGGGUAUUUCUUAUGCUGUUAAAAGAUAA